GUUCAGCAUUAAUUUUAUAGUCUUAUUCAUACGAAACACAGAACGAUCAUAUUGACACGAUUCAUUUAUAUGUUUAGCCAAUAGACUCAGCAUGCCCGUGUUAUCGCCCCGUAGUCGUUUGAAAUUUUGACUGCCUUGAUUUUUUCUUUUCUUUUCCAACCAAAAGAGUGGAUUUAUUUUGAGUUGUAGGAAAAAAGAUCCUCACAUCUGUGGAUGCAGUUUGGUCAUUGCAUUGCAAUGAUUUGAUCUUCUCAGCUUGCGGACUUAUUCGAUGUGCUAGCGAAACCCUACUCUUUGAUCAUGCCUGCAGCUACUCUUCUUCCUGGUAGGUAUGUAAAGCUUAUCCAAGUGUAUACCAGAAGAGGGGCCUUGAUACCCGGCAGAGUGCUCCAUGCUCACCUCAUCAUCAAUGGGUUGGCUUGUUCUGCUCAGGUGGCUGCCAAGCUCCUAGCUUUUUAUGCUAGUUGCAAAGAAUUGGUUUGUGCUCGAAAGCUGUUUGAUGAAAUUCCCAAGUCGAAUAUUAGGGGUUGGGUGGCUGUCAUAGGAUCGUAUGCCUGCAAUGGCUAUUACGGGGAGGCCAUGGGCGUGUUUGGGGAAAUGCACAAGUUAGGAAUGAAGUGCGACAGAAUUAUUUUGCCUAGUGUUCUUAAAGCUUGUGGACAACUCUGUGAUCUGGAAACCGGGAAGAAGCUCCAUGCUACUGCUUACAGAAGUGGAUUUCAAUAUGAUGCUUUUGUGAUGUGCGCAUUGAUUUGUAUGUACUCGAAUUGUGGGAUGGUUGGAAGGGCUAGAAAUGUGUUUAAUGUCAUGAUGGAUAGGGAUUUGGUUUCUCUAAAUGCUCUGGUUAACGGUUACGUUCAAAAUGGCUUUGUUAGAGAAGCAUUGAGUUUGGUUGAGGAGAUGAAAUCUUUGGGUAUGAAGCCUGACAUUGUGACAUGGAACACGUUGAUCAGAGGGUUCUCCCAAGAAAAUAAUGAUGUGAUGAUCCAGUUAAUUUUCAGAAGAAUGGAAUCCUCUGGGGUUAAACCUGAUGUUAUAUCGUGGACUACGAUAAUUUCUGGUUUGGCACAAAAUUUUCGCAGCAGAGAGGCACUUAGUGCUUUUCGAGAAAUGCUGCGAAUGAGGUUGCUCCCGGCAGAAGCAACAAUCAGUGGCCUACUGUCUGCAUCGGCUUGUGUUGCGGAUUUGAGGCGUGGCAAGGAGUUUCAUGGUUUUUCAGUAGUGAUGGGCUUCGAAACUAGUCUUCAUGUAAGGAGUGCGCUCAUAGACAUGUAUGCAAAGUGUGGAUUGAUUUCCGAAGCAAUGUACUUGUUCGAGGGAAUGUCGGAGAGAAGUACUGUCACCUGGAAUUCCAUGAUAUUUGGUUUUGCAAACCAUGGGUAUUGCCAUGAAUCCAUUGAAUUUUUCUGUCAAAUGCUGAGAGAAGAAGUAAAACCAGACCACCUGACAUUCACUGCAGCUUUCACUGCCUGUGCACAUGCGGGGAUGGUCGAUGUUGGCAAAAGUCUGUUCCAAUUGAUGCAGGAGAAACACAACAUAAAACCAAGAUCAGAACACUAUGCAUCCAUGGUGGAUCUGCUGGGCAGAGCGGGAAUGGUUGCUGAGGCCUAUGACUUUAUUCAGGGAAUGCCUACGGAGCCUGAUUCCUUUGUGUGGGGAGCACUAUUAGGCGCAUGCCGGCUCCAUAAUUGUCUGGAUCUUGCAGAGGUAGCUGCAAAACAUUUGGCUAAGCUUGAACCAAAGAGUUCUGGAAGUAGUGUGCUUUUGGGGAAUUUGUACAGGGACUCUAGCAAGUGGGAAAAUGCCAUGAAGGUGAAGAACAUGAUGAAGAAAAGGAAACUGAGAAGAUUCCUUGGCUGUAGUUGGAUUGAGGUUUAA
Molecule: messenger RNA, 1878 nt
Organism: Andrographis paniculata
Lineage: Eukaryota; Viridiplantae; Streptophyta; Magnoliopsida; Lamiales; Acanthaceae
Product: pentatricopeptide repeat-containing protein At5g59600
Exons: 1
Coding region: 301-1878 (525 amino acids)
Biological process (GO): RNA modification
Molecular function (GO): RNA binding; protein binding
Source: RefSeq, a predicted model, not a curated record